Messenger RNA from Fusarium verticillioides 7600, 1360 nucleotides. Its product is annotated as ATP-dependent Clp protease, protease subunit. Gene Ontology annotation, cellular component: endopeptidase Clp complex. The transcript has 5 exons. NCBI's taxonomy places the organism in Eukaryota, Fungi, Ascomycota, Sordariomycetes, Hypocreales, Nectriaceae. Gene Ontology annotation, molecular function: ATPase binding; ATP-dependent peptidase activity; serine-type endopeptidase activity. The record is from RefSeq and is a predicted model, not a curated record. The coding region runs from base 318 to 1259 and encodes 313 amino acids. Gene Ontology annotation, biological process: protein quality control for misfolded or incompletely synthesized proteins.
GCAUCGCUUUCUUCGUACGCCGCCUCGCCUGCAUGAACUUGUAGUCCAUCACGGGGGAUAUCGGUAAUCUUCCGGCAUCUGUGUCUACAGCCUUGUCUUCAGGAUGGAUUCUCGCUCGUUUGCCGCUCGCCAUUCGAUCAAGUUCCGAUUCGAUCUGGUUCAAGAGGGCCGUUUUGCUCAAUUCGGAUUUGUCAUAGGAAAGCCAUCGUGUUUGGCAAUCGAUCGGCAACCCAGAAGUUCGAAUAUGGCCAGUGCAGGCCUUUGUGUAUCUCUUCAUGGCGCUCGUGGUGUUAUAACCAACUCAUCGUCGACCUGUGAUGCUUGUUUGUCGCAAGGCGUUUGGGGAUGAACAGCCAAAUUUCUCCCACGGUCGGAUCGUUAUCGAUAAGAGCCACAGCUUCGUCAAGCUUCCCCCCACCACUUCCGCCCGGCCCCGGUCCGUAAACUUACAUCACCGUUCACAUACAUUCGCGAUCAUGUUUCUACGGCCGAGAACAUUGCGCGUGCUGCGCGGCGUGUCGCAACAACAUGUGAGAGCUUUUGGCUUCUCCAGUUCUUCUGGAAACUCGCCAAUGUCACCAAUGGGCAACAUUCCCAUGCCCUACAUCGAGGAGUCGUCGGCUGCCGGAAGAAAAACAUGGGAUAUCUUUUCCAAGCUCCUACAGGAACGUAUCGUCGUCCUAAAUGGUGAAGUUAACGACUACAUGUCUGCUUCGAUCGUGUCACAGCUGCUUUGGCUCGAGUCCGAUACCCCCGAUAAGCCGAUCACGAUGUACAUCAACUCUCCUGGUGGUUCGGUCACCUCAGGAAUGGCAAUCUACGAUACCAUGACCUACAUCAAGUCACCAGUAUCAACAGUGUGUGUCGGCGGUGCCGCGUCAAUGGCUGCAAUCCUCCUUGCUGGGGGUGAAGCAGGCAAGCGAUUCUCUCUCCCCCAUAGCUCGAUCAUGAUCCAUCAACCACUCGGCGGCACUCGAGGACAGGCAUCUGACAUUAUGAUUUACGCAAACCAGAUCCAGAAGACACGGGAGCAGUCGAAUAGAAUCAUGCAGUAUCACCUCAACAAGGCAAAGGGCCAUGAGAAGUAUUCUCUUGAGGAGAUUAAUGAUCUAAUGGAACGGGAUAAAUACUUGUCUCCUGAGGAAGCUUUGGAACUCGGAGUCAUUGAUGAGAUUUUGACGAAGAGACCUGAGUCUGAGCAAGAGAAGAAAGAGAAAGAGGAGAAGCAGGGCUGGGCCGAUACACCCCAGACGAGUUAAGACUUGAACCUUUGGGUUGAAGAUGUAUAUUAUUGCCAAUAAGCGUCUAUGAAAUACAUUGUCGAGUUUGCUUUGAACCGGACAUUCGUGGUAAUCAGCCC